Molecule: messenger RNA, 1713 nt
Organism: Dothidotthia symphoricarpi CBS 119687
Lineage: Eukaryota; Fungi; Ascomycota; Dothideomycetes; Pleosporales; Dothidotthiaceae
Exons: 1
Coding region: 1-1713 (570 amino acids)
Source: RefSeq, a predicted model, not a curated record
AUGGCACUGGACGGCAGCAGGAUUCCUGCCUGGCGCCGACUGGGACUGGGCCUGAAGAACGAGGCUCAAUCCGGAGUCACCGCAAGUGACGUGCCUGAAGCUGCCCGUGGCCAGGUGCAGCCGCUCACAAUCAAUGAUGAACCGGAGAGCAUUCAAAACGACUCUCACUUUGCCAUCACGCCUGCCGCAAAUGGAACACCCUCAAAGCUUGGUAAGCGAAAACACCAACACGACCCAGCAGAAGACCAUGGCCAACCCCCAAAGAAGACCAAGGAUACCCAUUUGAACGGGGACUCGGCCACCGAAACGCCGAUAAUCCCCAUCGCAGACAAUGCAGCCGCAGACGCCACCCCAGAAGAAGCACCAGCAUCAGAGCAACAACCCAAAGGAGAUCCCAACUAUCGCAAGAAAAAGGCAAAAUCAGAUCGCAAGAAGAAAAUCAAAGCCGACUUGCCAGUCGAGCCAAAACCCACCAAGAAGCAGCCAGACUUUGAGCGUGCCGCCAAUCCAGCUCCCUCACCUGAUGGGCUUGUGACAAGGAGAAAGCAGCCGACUUUACUUGCGUCCAUCGAAACAGACAACACAACUUUGCCUCCAAUGUCAACACCCCAAAGACAUCAGCACGCAAACAGGAUCGCCAGCAAAGAUAUCUCAGGCUCACCCUCACGGACUGGUCGUCGAAAAUCUGUCACGUUCACUCCGGACACGAAGAAGGUGGAUGGCUGCAGUGGACAGGAUUUGUUCAAGAAGUGGGUUGCAGACUUGAAAGGCGCGCCAUCUGCGUCUACUGAACCUGUAUCACAACCCGUGAUUGCCGACGAGAUCGAGGCGAAGAAACUCGACAAGAAAGAAAAGGACGAGAAAAAGUCAAAGGAAGCGACGCCGACCGCAGCAAAAACAGCAUCAGAGACAGCCAAGUCAGCUCCUCCAGACACUAAGAAGAACCCCAUCACCACGACACCAGAUACGUCCAAGGGCAAGAAGAAGGAUCCUUCCAUCUACAUCUCAUAUCUCACGCAAUACUACACCGAUCGCUCAAACUGGAAAUUCAACAAAGCCAAGCAAAACGACGUGGUGGACAACGCUUUGAACAUCUUCCGCAUACCCGACGAGCACUCGGAAGCCCUACUCGAGUACAUCAAAGGUCUCCAAGGUGCUGGCGUAAUCGAGCGUCUCAAAGAGCGCUGUCUUUCCACUGUUACCGAGCUCAACGAGCAAGACGCUCAAGACUCAUCUAUGGACGACCCCGAAGCCCGCAAAGCAGCCCAAGACGAAGCUCUACAAGAGCGCGUGGCCAAGGAGCAGAAACGCCGGAAAGUUGAGGGCGAUGUGGAAGCACUGGUGGGCCAUCCUCACGGCGACGCAUAUGUUCGUCGCUUGCGACGGAGUCGUGCUGAGGCGCUCUUGACGGCGCUUGGACGAACCGCGCCCAUAUUGCCAGCUACCCAGACAAAUAGUAUCAACCCGAUAGUCAAGGACCUCGCACCGCCAGUGAGGGAUUCGAAAAAGCGCAAACGCAGAGGCGAUAUUUCGAGUAGUGACGAGAGCAGCAGUAGUGAGGAGAGCUCGAGCGAGGAGGACGAUUCAAGUGAUGACUCUGCGUCGGAUUCGGGUUCUGCAUCGCCGAGCGCACAGAGUUCGGACUCUGAGAGCGACAGUGGCAGUGACAGUGGUUCGGGGAGCGAGGAAUCAGAUUCGAGUGAUAGCGACUAG